Molecule: messenger RNA, 2039 nt
Organism: Nylanderia fulva
Lineage: Eukaryota; Metazoa; Arthropoda; Insecta; Hymenoptera; Formicidae
Source: RefSeq, a predicted model, not a curated record
UAAAAUGUCGCUCGAAUAUGGAAUCGCGUAUUUUUUUUGUCGUACACUUGCCACUUAAGGGCGGUGAAGGGGUUGAAAGUAAAUUUUUUGUCAUUCAAUUUUUUCCUUUGUGUUGUUACAGCUGGCACUGCCGCGGAAAAGGUUACUUUGGACCAUGGAGACAAUGCAAGCUUCUGCUUUACGGGCGAGAAUGGUGCGGCCAAAAUAAUGCCUCCAGAUUUCAACCAGUGUUGGCUGUGUGGAUUGCGGGAUUAGCCGCCGCCGGCGCUUCCGCCCUUUUGGCGAUUGUAGUCGCUCUGGCUGUGCUGCAAUUAGCCAUGGCCUCUUCCGCAAAACGGGUCGUAAUUUCGUAUAGUACUGCCCUAAUAGGCAAAGUCGCUCUCGCUACAUUGGCAACGGCAUUGUCGAUUGUGGCAGCGAGUCUCUUCGCUUUGCAAACGGAUGAUCGAGCUAAUAGCUUCGUCAUCACGAGAGGAGAGGCCUUUUAUAUGCAGUUGGCUGCCAUCGCUCUAAACUUCGGCGUGCUGGUGUCCGCUAUUUACGAGGGUAUUUACGCCCGAAGAGGCGGCGACCCGACCAAGAUUAGGGUCGUCACGGAUCCCCGUGGAGGUACCAUAAAUAAUCCAGGAUAUCGGGAAUAUCACCAGCCAACGAACGGUGGUUCGAUCUCGAUGACAGACGCCAGCGGGAAACCUUACGUCGGAGGAGCCGGAAACGGAUCGACGGCGUCGGUGGCGACUUCCGGGAGCGUGGCCAGCACGGCCUCGCCCCUCAGGAGCUCCCUGAAGAAGCCGAAACCCCUCGGGAUCCACAAUCCCGGCUUCUCGGCGCAAAGCCCGACCCUGUCUAGGAACGGCUCGCAGAAAAAAGUGCGUAUACAGACGCACUCGACGGAAGUUUAGAUUCCCCCGACGUCUUUCUCUCUUAUCAUGUGUUAUUAUUGACACGUGAGAGAGAGAGAGAGAGUUCGUAAGUGUCGAUCGUUUAAGGACGCUGUGACAGGAAGUCAGCUGACGAGACGUCUACUAAAAUAGUUUCAAGAGGUAUGUUUCAUCAACGGUAGGUGGUCUCCGCUUAUUACUGUUGGUUGAUUUUCGCGCGCAAUUAAGGAACGAAAUCGAGGGUCUUGCAUUUACACUGAAAACAAUUAACUUGACUUAAAUCAACUAAAUAUUAUUUUAUUAAUUGAACAUAUAAAAAUAUUUAAAUUAAAUAUAAUAUAUUAAAUCUAACACACACAAAAUAACGUAUAUUUGAUAAAUACUAAUAUAUGUUCAAUUAACAAAAUAGUAAUUUAAUUGAACGGUUUAGUCGAGUUAGCAAAUUUUAUUUUUAGUGUAGCUGCUUCAUCGUAGUCGCCCGACGAUUUCGCGAUAUGUAUAAUGGGACUUUAAAUCAAUUCCGAAGACGGGAAUCGAAUCGCUCGCUAGAAAUUUAUCGUUUUAUUACGGCGGAAUGUAAAUAGGCUGAUAAACGCGAUCGAUAAUCUCCCCUCCGAAGCUCUCGGAAGCUACCUGAAUUAAAUAUUAAGCAAAUCCAGAUCAAACGCAAGAUUGACGGCAACUCGUCACUUUACACUUUUCUACUAUAUCCUUACACGAUGUCUAUAUUCGAUAUAAAUCGAUUCGAUAGAAUAUGGAUAGCGAACUGAAAGCGUACUGGUGAGAAAAUAGAAUGGACGAAAAUAAAGAAAUAUAUUCAUCUUGUAGGAAAUAGAGAUAAAAAUUAAUAUUAUAUAAAUAUGAUAAAAAUCUUGUUAUCGUGAUGUAAAUGUAUAGUAACAAAAAGUUAAAUGUGCAGUAUAUAAAUGUGUAUAAAGUAGAAAAUAAUAAAUUCUGAUUUAAUAUCAUAUUUUCACAAAUCUUAAAAAGUGUCAGCAAUAAAAUUUGCACAUAUUACACACAAUUUUACAGGGUAUUGAAAUAAAAAAUAUAACUUUCAUAUAUCGAUUAUUAAAUUGUAUUAAACUAAUCGUAAAUGAAACGUCGAUUAUUUCUUUAAAAAUUUUAAAUGUAAAACGAAAAAAAUAUAAAUUUUAA